Messenger RNA from Theileria orientalis strain Shintoku, 717 nucleotides. RefSeq names its product Rpl2. The record is from RefSeq and is a predicted model, not a curated record. The transcript has 2 exons. Gene Ontology annotation, molecular function: structural constituent of ribosome; RNA binding. Lineage: Eukaryota; Apicomplexa; Aconoidasida; Piroplasmida; Theileriidae. Bases 1 to 717 code for a protein of 238 amino acids. Gene Ontology annotation, cellular component: ribosome. Gene Ontology annotation, biological process: cytoplasmic translation.
AUGACUAAUGAUAAAGGAGUUAAAGAAUUUAGAUAUAUAUUAAAGCCAAAUAAAAAAUCUUAUGGAAAUUUCAUAAAAUUUUUCGAUAAAGUUAAUAAAAGUUUUGGUGACAUAAAUUGCUUAAAUAGCUUUGAUAUAAACGAUAAAAUAUAUAAUAUAGAAUUUAAACCUCUAAUAUACUCUAAAAUAUGUACAUCAGCAGAAUGUAGCUCUAUACUUUUAAAUAAAAUUAAAAAUUAUAUAAAAAUAAAAUUACCGUCUAAUAAAAGAAAACAAUUAAAUAAUAAAUGUUAUGCUAUGUAUGGUAAUUCUGAAAAAAUAAUUACUAACAUUACAAAUAAAGCAGGUACUAAAAUGUUACUUGGAAAUAGACCAAAAGUUAGAGGAUCAGCAAUGAAUGCAUGUGAUCACCCUCAUGGGGGUGGGGAAGGUAAAGCCCCUAUAGGUAAAAAAUCUAUAUACUCAUUUAAGGGUAAAAAAGUAAAAGGAGUUAAAACCGUUAAAAUAAAAAAUGAUUAUAAAAACACAUAUUUAAAAAGAAAAUAUAAAAAUUUAAAUAAAUAUUUUAUUUUUAAAACAUAUAAUAAAAAUUUAAGAAUAUCAUCAUUAUUUAACAACACAACAAUUAAAGUAUAUAACGGUAUAAGGUUUAUACCAAUAAAAAUUGACUCUCUAAAAUUCGGAUUAAAAUGUAAAUACAUAAUAAAUAAUGUCUAA